AUGGCGAUUCGCACCGGCACCAUGAACUUCUUCCUCAAAUUCACUCUCUAUCUCUACACCUAUCUCUCUCUUGUAUCCGCCUUCUCUCCCCCCGAUCACUACUUAAUCAAUUGCGGGUCCGCUGACCCUGUUGCCACCGAUCCCUACCGUCGAAUCUUCAAAGGCGAUUCCGUGUCCGAUCACCUGGUCUCAGAGCCUUUAAUCGACCCUUACACUACGCGUUUCCUAUUAAAGACCCUGGAACCCACCAUUUGCGAAAAUCUGCCUGUAAUUAAAGAAUUUAUAGUCCCGGUUGAUUCUGAGAAGCUCAAAAUUACUUUUGUGCCGUUGGAUAAUUCGAAAUUCGCUGUUGUGAAUGCGAUAGAAGUGAUUUCUGCUCCAAGAGAUUUGGUUACUGACCUCGCACUGUAUGUAGAUUCUGAGAAAAAUGAGCAGAUUAGUGGAUUGUUGAAAAAUGGUCUUGAAACCGUGCAUAGAGUCAAUGUAGGAGGCUUUAAGGUGACGCCGUUUAAUGAUUCCUUAUGGAGGACUUGGGUUACAGAUGACAAGUACUUGAAAUCGAGCGAUGUGCCAGAAAAAAUUCUAUUUGGGGGUCGGAUCAAUUACCAAUUGGGCGGGGCAAGUCGAGAAGUAGGCCCAGAUAAUGUUUACAAUACUGCUCGAGUGAUAAGGAGCUCAAAUGAGACAAUUCCCAACACAAAUAUUACGUGGGUGUUUGAAGUAGAGAAGGGUUACAGGUAUAUGAUUCGGAUGCAUUUCUGUGAUAUAGCUAGUGUUGCAACCGGCAUGCUUUACUUAAAUGUGUAUGUGAAUGACAAUUUAGCAUAUGAGAAUCUGGACUUGUCAUACAUCACAAAUAGACUGUUGGCUUCGCCAUUUUAUGCUGAUUUUGUGGUUGAUGAGGAGAAUUCCGGGAUUUUGACUGUAAGCGUGGGGCCAUCAAAUGCGAGCCUCCCUCAUGCUGUAGAUGCCAUUUUAAAUGGGAUUGAAGUAUUGAAGAUAAACAAUUCGAUGGGUAGUUUUGAUGGAGAGGUUUGCACAGAGUUUGUAUUGAGGAGUUGGAGAAGGGGAAAUGCUGGUGUUUUAGUUCCUUUGGUAGCUGUUAUAUUCUUGUUGCUAAUUGCAUCUGUGUUCUUGCAAAGGAGAAGGAAUUGGUUUGGAGAUUCUGUGGCAUGGUCGAGGUUACGUGUGGAUGUUUCAGAAGUUAAUUUGAAGUAUGGCAAUCAGUUCUCAUCUGGUAAGGCUUGA
Molecule: messenger RNA, 1248 nt
Organism: Fraxinus pennsylvanica
Lineage: Eukaryota; Viridiplantae; Streptophyta; Magnoliopsida; Lamiales; Oleaceae
Source: the annotation of a GenBank genome assembly